This is a messenger RNA of Styela clava, 4074 nucleotides long. RefSeq lists its product as uncharacterized. The record is from RefSeq and is a predicted model, not a curated record. NCBI's taxonomy places the organism in Eukaryota, Metazoa, Chordata, Ascidiacea, Stolidobranchia, Styelidae.
AAUUCUUGUGUUUUUUUUUUUACCAGAUUUGACCAUAUUUAGUUUUACAUAUUGCGAUGGCAACAUGUGAUGAAAUGUCAUCUGAUGUGCCACAUAUACCAGACUCUGCUGUUUCAAAGGACAUUUCAAGCAGCUUUUCCCAGGUGGUAUUUCCUGAUAUUUCAGACUAUUUUCCUCCUGGCAAAAAUGUUCGUGUCAGCUACGUCCUCGCGUCUUCUCUUGAGCCAUCUUCAAGAGAUUGGAUUGGACUUUUCAAAGUUGGAUGGACAACUGCAAGAGAAUAUUGCACAUUCGUGUGGGCUCCAAAAUUGUCAAACGAUGCAAAAGACAGAAGCGUAACUGUUGAGUUCACAGCUUAUUACUUGCCUAAUGAUGAAAAUGAGUUUUAUCAGUUUUGCUAUGUAUCAAAGCAAGGAAACAUUCAUGGUGCCAGUACCCCUUUUCAAUUUCGCAAUUUGACAGAUGGAGAUCAGCUUGUGGAAGUUGAGGAUGAAACUGGUAUGAUUGUCCUAAAAACAAAGACGGCUGCUCUACAGGAGCAAGUUGAACGCAUAACAUCCCAGAAAGAAAAGUUGGAAGGCAAAAUCAAUGAGUUGACAAAUGAGAAAGAAGCAUUGUUGAGCGAUUUGGCUAAAGUUCAAGAUGAAUUGGCAUCGUCAAAGAAAGCUAAUGAGGAUCAAGAAAAACAUUGUAAAGAACUAGAAGAGGAGAUUGACAAUUUGAAGGAAUCACUGAAAACUUUGAAUUCAGAAAUUGAACAAGCAAACGUAAAACUGGCAAAACAAAAGGCUGAACUGGAUGGCGCUGCAUUUGCAAUUGCGAAACUGACAAAAGAAACAUUGGGAAUGAAAGAAAAUCUCGAAAAGGCUUAUACGAGUCACAAGGAAGAAAUUUCAUCACUGAAUGAGCAAAUUCAUUCUAAAGAUCAAAAACUUGUUGAAUCUGAUGGUUUGAUGCAAGAAAUGAAGGACAAAUUGCGGAAAUUAGAGCUCAAAUCGGAUGAUUUGCAGCAGAAAAAUUCGCAAUCAAACACACAAGCUCAAGAGUCUAUGGAUAAAAUUAAAAAAGAGCAGGAGGAGGCUGAGUUGAAGGCUGUCAGAUAUAAGGAAGAAAGAGAUUUAUUCAAAGAUCAGUUCGCACAUUCUGAAGAAGCUCGACGUGAUAUCAUGCAGAACAUGGCAAAAUUGAAAAACGAAAUUCAAGCCAAAAAUGAAGAAAUCAUUGAGAAAAAUCAGAAGUUAUUGGCACUUGAAGAAAAAGCUAAAAUGCUACGAAAUGAGUUGAAAGAAUCCAACAAACUUUCCGUUCUUCAAAAAUCUACAGCUGAAAGUGAGCUUGGUAAUAUUGAAGAUAAGCUAAAUGCAUGUGAAGCUUCAAAACGUCUCAUUUCCACAGAGUUGACUGAAGCUCGUGAUUGCAGAGACAAAUUAAUGUCAGAACUUCACCAAGUGAAACAAGAACGGGACAAUGUGACUCGACAACUGGAAUCGACACAAAGACAACUCAAUGAAUUUGAAAAUAAUUUCUAUGACAUGAAGGAGAAAGCAGAAGAUGCUGAACAGAAGUUGGCAGAGAGUAUGUGCAACAUCACAGAUGAGAAAUUAAAAGCUAAACAAAUGGAGGAAAACUUGAAAGAGGAGAUAUCAAUCUUAAAGUCACAUUUGGAAAGUGCAGACAUGGCUGUGGCCACUGCUGCCUCGGCGGAUAAUGACAAAUUGGAAAUCAGUACACAGACCCUUGGCGGAACUAAUACUGAACCAAAAAGCCCUGUGUCCAGUUCACAAAAAGAUGAUGAUCUGCUCGCGAAAGAUAGAACCAUCGAAGAAUUGAAAAUGCAGAUUGAGGAUCUUCGAACGCGUCUCUCAAUGGGGGCUACUGCUUAUACAGAAAAGUAUAUGGAAUGUCAUAAGCUGGAAAAGAAAAUGAAAAAAAUCCAUGGACAGAAAACACCAGCAAAGGCUGCAAAGCCAGAUUCGGCAUCUAGUGAUUCCCAAGAUGGUCUGAUUCAGAAAAAUGCCCCACAGACUUCUGUGGGAAGUGGAGAAUUGUCUGGUCAAGCUAAUGAGGCCGGUGAUGAAACUGGUGGAAAUUUCAUGUCCAAACUUGAACAGUUGUUCAUGGCAAUUGCUGAUCCAGAUGCAGAAGAACAGGCACAGGCAAGCAAAUUGAAAGUCAGGCUCGACAAAAUGGAAGAGAGCAUGCAGUUUCAUCGCUCCAAAUAUCGCAAAUAUAAACAAAUGUAUCAGGAACUGAAGCAAACUCAUGGAACUUCAAGCAAGAGAUGGACCGAAGAAGUUACUUCACUCAAACAAGAAAUUGUCACUUUGAAGUCAAAUAAUGGUGGAUUACAGGAUGAAAAUCAGGCAUUGAAGGAGCAGCUGAAUGAGUUUGUAAUCAACUCUCGGGAUGUAAAUGUGAUUAAGACACGAUCUGAUGUUCCAAAAUAUCCUUCAGAAACGGUUACUGAGACCUUCCAGAAGCAUGCACGGGAGUCUAAGUACCCUCACAUUGGUUCAUCGAGUUAUCCACACGAAAGAAAUGCCAUCAUCUCACAUAAUGGGGAUAGCAGUUGCGAUAGUGACUCCAGCGAUGAUUUUCAUUUGGCAAGUGCAAGGUUUGGGGCAAUGGGUCUUUGUCCAAAGAACCAGUCCUCAGAUGAUUCUGGAAGAGUUAAAUCUGUACCGAUCGAUAUGCCUGCGUCCAGCUCUAUAGUGAUCAAUCGUCAGCCCAUUAGGUCUCCCCCACUUAUAGAGGUGAUUUCAGAAGAUGGAGGUGCUGUCUGUGCUCCAACCGCACCGACAAUGUCUAAUGAUCGUGGUAAAGCGGGGUCAGCUCGCCAAAGACGCAAUGGCAAAAUGAGGAAAUUGAAGAAAACGAAGAGAGACUAUGCAUAAGUGUCUAAACCCUAUUGUAUAUCAUUUAUCAAUAAGGUAGAUUAGAUACUCCAUCAUGCACUACGCUUGCAUAUCAAUUUUUUUUAAGACUUGUAAAUUGUGAUUAUCGCUAAUAUUUUUAGUUUUGCUUGGCAUUAUAUGAUGAAUGUAUGUAAUACUAGAAUAUACAACUUUGAUCAGCUGAAGUUUAUCUGUCUUUUGUUUUGUUGUAUAUUGAAUAAUUGGACAUACCGUAGUUUAAUUCUCUUUGAAAACACACACAAAAAAAUUAUAUAAUUCUUGCUGGUCCUAUCUGUGAAGUAAGCUUUAUGUAUUUGUUUGUUGGACAUGAUAUUUUUUUCUUGUAUUGUAUAUGAUGAUAUUCAUAAUUUUUCUUUUUUGAUGUUCCGUAAAAUGUUUUAACGUAUGCACUUAAUCCUUUAUGUGUCAGUCAAGGACAAUGUAUAUAGCUUGGUGUUAAGUUGUUUAAUUUGGAAAUUGACACUUUGGUAAGAGAGAAGUCAAUGUGACAUUGUUAAGUUACUAUACCACCAAUAAAGGCAUGACUGUAAAUACUGACCUCUAACCACACUCCUAUUUUUAAAAAAAAUGUGUGGUGUUACAUUGCAAUCAGUGUGUUAAAAAGUACAUUUUAGAAUAUGGUUAAUUAUUGACUUAGUGAUACUAAAUGCGGAGAGGUUGCUCAUUGUUAAGUCAAUCCAUUUGGUGUUACUCACUAUCUUAUGAUGAUAUACAACAUGUACAGAUAUAACUGGUGUUGUGUAUGUCAUUGAGUCAUAAUUGUACAGUCAUAACUUGUGGUGAUAAAUAUUUAAAAUGACUGGUGGAUAAUUGACCUAGAUUUAAAUCAAAAUAUGUUAUGCUGGAAAUUUUUAUGGGAACACCAUGAAGAGUGUACCUUUUAAUUUUAGAUUUUCACUGUUCACUUUUAUAAAAAAUCAAAUGACUUUCAUCCACCAGCAUAUUUCAAGGUAGGGUUAUAUAAAGUUUUGUUCCAUCCCGAUUGUUACAGAAAGAUACUAAUUAAUAGUCGGUAUAUCAGUAAUGUUUUCACCUUUUUAUUCAAUAUAAAGUGCUUCCUUCAUUUUGGGUAGAAGUACGUGUGUGGGUUUUUUCUUGUGAAAUGUUUAUGCUAUUCUUGUGUGUGUAAAUAUAUUAUAAUCGUCGGAUUUCCAUCUUG